Glarea lozoyensis ATCC 20868 is the source of this 1839-nucleotide messenger RNA. RefSeq lists its product as uncharacterized. Gene Ontology annotation, cellular component: nucleus. Gene Ontology annotation, molecular function: zinc ion binding; DNA-binding transcription factor activity, RNA polymerase II-specific; transcription cis-regulatory region binding. NCBI's taxonomy places the organism in Eukaryota, Fungi, Ascomycota, Leotiomycetes, Helotiales, Helotiaceae. The transcript has 7 exons. Gene Ontology annotation, biological process: DNA-templated transcription; regulation of DNA-templated transcription. The record is from RefSeq and is a predicted model, not a curated record. The coding region runs from base 1 to 1839 and encodes 612 amino acids.
AUGAGAACCCGCCAAGUACAUUCGUCAGCGAAUCCAGACAAGAGUCAAGCACCAAUUUUCAACGAUGAGUUUGCCCUCAGUCUCCCCUCCAUAGCAGCGCCAGACGCGAAAGGAGGUGUCGAAGAGCUCCACGCUCACCAUGUCGAAUUUCUCGGCGAUCCUAACACCGCAAUCGUGCCUGUCAAAACCGAGUCUACAAGAAAACGUCUAGAGCCUCGCAAAGUUACUCUCGGCGACGCCGAAAGGCUGCUAUCAGCAUAUCAGAAGAAGGCGUCUUUCUUCCCAUUCGUAAAUGUACCUUCAGAUGCCACCGUGCCACAUCUCUCUAAGAAAUCACCUUUCCUGCUGUUGGCUAUUCUGAAUAGUGCGGCUAUCAAUGAUCCGCAUUUAUAUCAUCAAAUGGAACAUGAGUUCAAGAGGGUGUUAAGCGGAAAGAUUAUUGUCGAGGGAAAGAAGAGUCUUGACUUUUUGCAAGGAUUGUUGGUUUACAUUGCCUGGUAUCCAGUCCACACCAAUCCCAAGAACAACCAGUCUUUCAUGUAUAUGAAUCUAGCCAUAAGUCUUGUCACAGACCUCGGCCUCGAUCGCGAAACGCCCAACCCAUCAGCCUUCAGCGACUUCGACCUGACUGGUCUUUACACAAAAGAAGGCGGAUACAGCAUAGCUGCUAAGCAAGCGUACUUGGGAACAUACUAUCUCUCCUCAGCGCUAUCCCUGGGCUUUCAAAAACCAAACAACUUCCAAUACAGAAACCUCAUGGACGAUCACGGACGUGCGCUUCUCCGCUCUUCCCCGUCCUGCGAUUUCUUCGCUCUUGUCCAGCUCCAACACUUGCGCGAACGAAUUGCCAAGAUCCACUUAAGCAAGACCCCAGCAGCUGAUUACAAAAUGGAAGCUAUAAACGCCGAGAUGAACAUCCAGAUAUUCUUGAAUGAAUUACAAGAUUGGAGUGAAAGCGUUAGCGAGGAUAUUCGAAAUCUCCCCAACAUCAAACUCUCCAACCUCUUCGUCCUCGUCUGCAUCUACAGCUACGAACUCGGUUUCCUCCGCAAACCCUACAAAACGCACCUCCUCCCGCACUCCCCCUACAAAUCCCUCAUUACCACCUCGCACCUCCCAAAGUGUCUCGACAGCCUCAAACGCUUCUUCGAAUUCCUGCUCUCCAUCCCCGAGGAAGGAUAUCUGGCCUUCACAACCGUGGAGUGGGGGCAGGUCAUUAACGCCAUCGUGGUGAUCAGUCGUCUUACGUUUUUGAUGGCUGAUGAGAUGGGUUGGGAUGCGAGCAGGACGAGGACGGAGGUGCCGCUGGUGAUGUAUUUGGAUUGUUUGAGUUUUAGGUUUGGGAGUUUGAGCAGAACGAAAGACGAAGACGAUCAAAAGAUCCCGGAUAACCCGGAUGUUCUGUAUGUUUUUAAACUCAUGAUCGGAUCGGUCAAGAAAUCGUAUGAGAGGAGAGUCUCGGGGAUUCGUCCUGGUUCAUUUACAGUCUCCCCGUCAGGCAACGCAACCGGUCCCACAAAGGGCCAAUGUCCGAUCCUCGACCCUAGUCUCAAACUCGCUUUCUCAGCCCUCAACACCGAUAACACAUACAUAUCCUUCGACCAGAGCAAUUUAACCUCUUACCCCGCCCCUGAUAGCGAAUUAAUGGGCUUUGCCGGGGAUAAUAUGAUGGAGAAUAGUUAUGGGGGGUGGGAGGGGAGUGGUAGUGGUAGUGGAAGUGGGAGUGGAAAUGGAUUAGGGUAUGAGGGAAUGGGAAUGGGUGGACAGAUUGGGGUAUAUCAUAAUGUUUGGGCUACGAUGACGUGUUCUUGGGCGGAGGACUUUUAUGAGGGGGUAUAA